AUGGUCUUACUCCUAUUUUAUGAUGCUGCUGCCUUUGUAGAAGACGAGAAACAUGCCUUAAUUCAGAGCAAUUGGUGGAGUUAUCAUUAUACCAACGAUAGCUACCACAACAUCGCUGUCAACCCUUGUGAAUGGGAGGAGAUAACUUGCAAUGAAUUUGGAAGUAUUACCAAGCUUUGGAGACCAAUUAUCCCUCGAAAGCAGCCUCGCCUUGUAGAUCUUAACUUAACCGCAUUUCCUAAUCUAGAAUACCUAGGUCUAUUUGGAAUGGGGUUGGUGGGUAUCAUUCCAACUCAGAUUGGAAGUCUUCACAAUCUUAUUGAUUUGGACUUGUAUAAUAACAAUCUUACUGGUAUCAUUCCGACUCAGAUAGGAAAUCUUUACAAUCUCAUCUACUUGUUCUUGGAUGAAAAUAAACUUUCUGGUAUAAUUCCGACUCAGAUAGGAAGUCUUCAAAAUCUUACCUAUUUGUACUUGGAUAAAAAUAAACUUACUGGUAACAUUCCAAUUCAGAUUGGAGCUCUUCAAAAUCUCAUAGAUUUAAGCAUGUCUAAUAAUAACCUUGUUGGUGAGUUUCCUACUAUACUUACCAACCUCCCUCAAUUAGAAAGGUUGGAUUUGAGUUCCAACAACAUUUCUGGUCAUUUUCCUAUAAUAAAAGAUUUGACACAUUUGGAUUAUUUCAAUUUAUCAAAUAACAAGAUUUGUGGAAGCAUACCACGAGAAAUUGGAAAUCUCUCACUCCUACAAUCUCUAGAUCUCUCACAAAAUAAGCUUAAUGGAAGUUUACCAAGCUUCAAGUCAAAUUAUCUUUUCGUGGCCAACUUUAGUCACAAUAAGAUAAGUGGCAAUAUACCAAGUAACUUGUGCACAUAUUCAAAUAUGCCAUAUGUAGAUUUGAGCUAUAAUAAUAUCAUUGGUAAUAUACCAAAAGAACUUGGUCAGCUAAAAGUCAUCAACUUCUCAUACAAUUCCCUUACCGGCCAUGUCCCAAGGGAAGUAUAUUGCAAAUUUCCUCAUGACAUAUUAUAUGGUAACAAAGAGUUACUUGGUCUAGAGAAGAAUCAAUCUUGCUCCAAUCAUAAAAAUAUGUAUUCUUACAUGAAGAUCAUUCUUCCCAUGGUAGUUUUUUUUAUCAUCGUCCUCUUUGUUUUUGUCCUUUUUCGGACUUUGAAGAAGAAUAAGAAAACCAAAAUUGAGAGAAGAGAACCAAAGAAUGGAGAUUUAUUUUCCAUAUGGAAUUAUGAUGGUAAAAUUGCAUAUGAAGAUAUCAUUAAAGCAACAGAGGACUUUGACAUCAAAUAUUGUAUUGGAAUAGGUGCCUAUGGAAGUGUUUACAGGGCACAACUUCCAAGUGGGAGAAUUGUUGCAUUGAAAAAACUUCAUAGAAGUGAAUAUGGAAAUCCAUCUUUUGCUAAAAGUUUUCACAAUGAAGUGAAGAUGUUGACUGAAAUUCGACAUCGUAACAUUGUAAAACUUCAUGGUUUUUGUUUGCACAACCAAUGCAUGUUUCUCAUAUAUGAAUACAUGGAAAGAGGAAGCCUCUUUUAUGUAUUGAGUAAAGAAGAUGAAGCUAAAGAGAUGGAUUGGAGCAAGAGGGUAAAUUCCAUUAAAGGAAUAGCAAAUGCUUUGUCCUACAUUCAUCAUGAUUGCACUCCUCCAAUUACACAUCGAGACAUAACAAGUAGUAAUGUAUUAUUAAACUCAAAGAUGGAGUCUUUUGUCUCAGACUUUGGCAUAGCUAAAAUCCUUGAUCCUAAUUCAUCCAAUCAAACUCUUCCAAUGGGUACAUGUGGUUAUGUAGCUCCAGAGCUUGCAUACACCUUAGUUGUGACAGAAAAAUGUGAUGUUUAUAGUUUUGGAGUGGUAGCGUUAGAAACAAUCAUUGGAAGGCAUCCUGGAGACUUAAUACUAUCUUUGACAGAGAUAUCUAGUAAAAGCAUUUUGCUAAGAGAUGUCAUAGACUCACGUCUCCCACUUCCUUUACGAAGAGAUGCUCAAGAUGUGAUUUUGUGUGUCACAAUAGCACUAGCAUGCUUGCACCCCUCACCAAAAUCUCGACCAUCAAUGAAGCAAGUCUCUCACAAGCUUUCAUUUUCCAACCUUGCAUUAACUAUUCCAUUCAAUGAUAUUUCAUUCCAAUAUUUAAUGAACCAUGAUGUACAUAUAUUAUAGUAAAAUGCUAGUGAAAGUUU
Prosopis cineraria is the source of this 2195-nucleotide messenger RNA. RefSeq names its product probable leucine-rich repeat receptor-like protein kinase At1g35710. Gene Ontology annotation, biological process: protein phosphorylation. The coding region runs from base 1 to 2175 and encodes 724 amino acids. The transcript has 5 exons. NCBI's taxonomy places the organism in Eukaryota, Viridiplantae, Streptophyta, Magnoliopsida, Fabales, Fabaceae. Gene Ontology annotation, molecular function: protein binding; protein kinase activity; ATP binding. The record is from RefSeq and is a predicted model, not a curated record.